This is a messenger RNA of Carlito syrichta (Philippine tarsier), 3534 nucleotides long. RefSeq names its product ring finger protein 219 (gene OBI1). Gene Ontology annotation, molecular function: ubiquitin-protein transferase activity. The record is from RefSeq and is a predicted model, not a curated record. The transcript has 6 exons. Gene Ontology annotation, biological process: regulation of DNA replication; protein monoubiquitination. NCBI's taxonomy places the organism in Eukaryota, Metazoa, Chordata, Mammalia, Primates, Tarsiidae. The coding region runs from base 56 to 2233 and encodes 725 amino acids.
GGAGAGGAGCCGCGGUCGGCGGGACUUCCGUGUUGGCGGGAUUCUGAACGCUGCCAUGGCUCAGACCGUGCAGAACGUUACACUGUCGCUCACGCUGCCCAUCACGUGCCACAUUUGCUUGGGGAAGGUACGCCAGCCUGUCAUAUGCAUCAACAACCAUGUAUUUUGCUCAAUUUGUAUCGAUUUGUGGUUGAAGAACAAUAGCCAAUGUCCAGCUUGCAGAGUCCCUAUCACUUCUGAAAAUCCUUGCAAAGAGAUUAUAGGGGGAACAAGUGAAAGUGAACCUACACUAAGCCAUACAGUCAGGAAGCACCUUCGGAAAACUAGACUUGAAUUACUCCACAAGGAAUAUGAGGAUGAAAUAGAUUGCUUGCAGAAAGAGGUAGAAGAGCUUAAGAGUAAAAAUCUAAGCUUGGAAUCACAGAUCAAGACUAUUCUGGAUCCUUUAACCUUGGUGCAGAGCAACCAAAGUGAAGAAAAACCUCUAGUCACGGACAGCCCAAGUGCAGUUGACCCAGACACCGUGACAGAGUGGAAGAAAAAACUCAGAACAGCUAACGAAAUUUAUGAAAGGGCGAAAGAUGAUGUGGAGAAGUUAAAGGAGGCUAAUAAAAAAUUGAAAUUGGAAAAUGGUGGCCUGGUGAGGGAGAAUUUACGACUAAAGGCUGAAAUUGAUAACAGAUCUCCCCAGAAGUUUGGAAGGUUUACAGUUGCUGCUCUUCAGUCCAAAGUAGAACAGUAUGAACGUGAAACCAAUCGCCUCAAGAAAGCCCUGGAACGAAGUGAUAAAUAUAUAGAGGAACUGGAAUCUCAGAUUUCACAGCUAAAAAAUUCAAAUGAAGAGAAGGAAGCUUUGAAUUCCAUUUGCCAGAGGUCACUUUCUGCAGAUGACAAGGGAAACACAGGCAGUGAGGAAGAUGUGGCAUCCAAGAAUCAAGGUGAUAGUGCCAGAAAGCAGCCUGGCUCAUCCACCUCAAGUUCUUCUCACCUGGCAAAACCCUCCAGCAGCAGACACUGUGACACCAGUUCUGCCAGGCAGGAAAGUGCCCCCAAAACAGAGCUCAGCUGCUCUAAUAACAAAGACCUAUAUCAAAAACCAGUAGAAAUAAUGUUAGAUGUGACAGAUACAAGUAUGGAUACUUAUUUGGAAAGAGAAUGGGGUAAUAAACCAAGUGACUGUGUAUCCUACAAAGAUGAAGAACUUUAUGAUCUUCCAGCUCCUUGUACUCCUCUGUCCCUUAGUUGCCUUCAGCUCAAUACUCCAGAAAAUAGAGAGAACUCUGUAGUCAAAGCAGGAUGUUCCAAAAACCAUUCAAACCAUCUCAGAAAAUUGGUGUUUGAAGAUUUUUGUGAUUCUUCAAGUGUUUCUAAUAAGGAUUCUUCAGAAGAUGAUAUAAGUAGAAGUGAAAAUGAAAAGCAAUCAGAAUGUUUUACUUCCCCAAAGACAGGAUUUUGGAACUGUUGUUCUACAAGCUAUGUCCAAAACUUAGAUUUUGAAAGUUCAGAGGGGAACACGAUAGCAAAUUCUGUUGGAGAAAUAUCUUCAAAAUUGAGUGAGAAAUCAGGUUCAUGUUUAUCUAAGAGGUUGAAUUCUAUUCGCUCUUUUGAAAUGAAUCGGACAAGAACAUCUAGUGAAGCAUCAAUGGAUGCUGCUUACCUUGACAAAAUCUCUGAGUUGGACUCAAUGAUGUCAGAGUCAGACAACAGCAAAAGCCCUUGUAAUAAUGGUUUUAAGUCAGUGGAUUUGGAUGGGUUAUCAAAGUCAUCUCCAAGUAGUGAAUUUCUUGAAGAAUCUGAUAAGUUGGAAGAAAAAACUAAGCUAAACCUUUCCAAAGGUUCUCUUACUACUGAUCAGUUAGAAAAUGGAAAUGAGUGGAAACCCACUUCUUUUUUUCUCCUCUCUCCAUCUGACCAAGAAAUGAAUGAAGAUUUUUCACUCCAUCCCAAUUCUAAUCCAGGAACUAAUGAAAUCAAACCCCCGAGCUGUUUGUUUCAAACCGAGUUUUCCCACAGCGUUUUGUUAAGCAGUUCACAUCGACUAUUUGAAGAUCAAAGGUUUGGGUCAUCUUUGUUUAAGAUGUCCUCUGAGAUGCACAAUCUUAACCACCUUCAGUCUCCUUGGUCUACUUCCUUUGUGCCUGAAAAGAGGAAUAAAAACGUGAAUCAAUCAACAAAAAGAAAAAUCCAGAGCAGCCUUUCCAAUGCCAGCCCAUCAAAAGCAACUAAAAGUUGACUCAUUAGAAAGGUGUCAUUUAUGUUUUUGUCCUGAGAGGAAUAUGAAAGUUUUUAAAGUUACUUUUUUUUCCUUUCACAAAAGUUCUAUAAUUUUGAAUUGAUAAUCUUUUGUUAGGUGUCAAGUCAUAAUGAUGGAUUAACCUGUACCCAGAAUACUUUUGUUCUUUUUUUUUUUCAUUUUGAAAAAACUUUGGUCUUUUUAGUUUUAUUUGGGCAUCUUUUUGACCAGAGAAGUUAGGGAGAGGGGUUUUUUUUUUUCCUUUUGUUUUUAAACAAAGUUUAUGUGUCUGGGUUGGGGGUACAUUGUUCUUUUUUUUAAUCUUAUUUAACUGUUAGCUACAGUGGCCUGUUAGUAAGCCUUAGUUAUCUUCAGAACUUGGACUUCUUAAAUAAAAUGUUUAGUUUUGUCUACAUACUGUUCAUAAGACAUUUAAAUUUCUUUAAAGCUUUUUCUAGAGUGGAAAUUAUUUUGCCUGUUUAUUUUAUUUAUGUUUAGUGAUGGCCUAACUUUUAUGCAAGGCCAUGAUGGAGAAAUAGCACUCUAAUCUUAGUCCAGUGUUGAUUUACCUUUUUUUUAGGUUUUAUGUAUAUGUAUGCUUUGUCCAGUUUUUGUGGAAACGUCCUAGUAAAAAAGAAUACAAUUUUGUAUAUGAAAAUAUUUGUUUGAUGUCAGGUAGCCGAUAUUUGCUCGUGUGUGUGUGUGUGUGUGUGUGUGUGUGUGUGUGUGUGUGUGUGUGUAAAGUCAGAAAUUGAACAUACUUGGAAAGAAGGCAUGGAGCAGUUGGUUGUAGAAGAGCCUAAAAACUGUAGCUUUGUUGUUUCAGAUGUAGAGAUUCAAAAGAGGAGCUCAUUGACAAGUUUUUGAUCCACUUGCAUCACAGGGGAGUGUUUUUGGGAGUGAUAAAGUUCUUGUUUGCAUGUUACUGUUCUUUGUGGAAACUGUAUGCAUGGUAGCAUUUUUGCUUGCUGUGUUUUCCAUACUAAAGAAAAAGAAAUUUCAAUUGGCUAAUAGAAUAUCUUUUAUGUAGGACAAACAUCAUUUUUUUUCCCCAUGAAGAGUGUUGAGGGGGUGAGGAUAGGUAAGAGGUAAAGCACAAUUUUUAAUUUAGGCUCUGAAAAAAUCUGUUAUUUUAAACAUGUUUGGUAUGCCUAUAUUGGCCUUCAAAUAUGGGUUUGUGUGAUAAUGACUUGUGUAUCUAAUGUGCACUGAACAUUUCACAUUAAUACAGUACUGUUUUACAUUAAUACUGCAUGCUUUUCUAUGUGAAUUAAAUAAAGGAUGUCAUAAGCACUGUGUUC